UUUAGCAGAAAAAACAUAAAUAUUUUUUGAUUCAGUUUUUUUCCAGCCUCUCAUUGAUCUAUUGCACUUGUUCAUUUGUAGGAAAGCCGAAGAAUAGAUUAAAUAAUAAUCUUCUGGACAAGUCGAUCAUUUCGAUUCCACUUUUUCAAGCUUACGGGACCGUCCGUCGUCCGAACUCUUCCAAACAGCAUUUCAACGAUUAUUGCUCCGACAAGUCGCAGAUUUUGACUUAUUUCAAGAAUUCUGCCUGUGUAUGUAAACAACAGAUAGAAGCGGUUUCAAAAAAUCAAAAAACCACUUGCUCCGAAUAUCAUUACUGCUAUUGCUUGUUGACCAGGAUAACGAAAAAAGGAUAAUAAUCUAUGGAAAACAGCGGGGAAAGCGGUGAGGACAGCGGUUCCUUGAAUACGUCGGCGUUUCUCGCUGGUAGCAAUAUCGCCAACUCGUACAUCAGUAUGCAGUCUGACGAUAUGGAAGACGAUCCAGAGAAUACGGAUGAUUCCAACCAUGGAAAUUGUGACCCUUUGCAAGGAGUGAAUAUGGGUUCAUCCAGUGGACCUUUGCGGGAACAGGACAGGUUUCUUCCUAUAGCAAAUGUUGCAAAGAUAAUGAAGCGAGCAAUCCCGGAAGCUGGAAAGAUAGCAAAAGAUGCUAGAGAAUGUGUCCAAGAGUGUGUAUCAGAAUUCAUUUCUUUUAUCACGUCAGAAGCCAGUGACCGUUGUCAUAUGGAGAAAAGAAAAACCAUAAAUGGUGAAGAUAUUCUUUUUGCCAUGACCACGUUAGGAUUUGAUAAUUACGUUGAACCUUUAAAGAUGUACUUGCAAAAGUAUAGAGAAGCCACUAAGGGUGAUAACCCUGCUACGAAUACCGGGGUCAGUAGCGGUAAUGAAGACAGAAAAGGUGAUCAUGGACAUACAAUACAAUAUGAAGACCAGAUUUUCACCAUAGCUACUGCAGGUGAUGCUACUUCAUCGGAAACACCAAUAAUUUAUAGCUAUGCAACAGAUCAAAUGCAGUUUUUAUCUUAAGUUUCAACUACAGAUCUAAGUAUGCUACUUUAAAAGGGUGCAUACAUAAAAAUCAAUGUGUAAAUAAAUUUUUUUACUUCUAAAUUAAUGUGUCACACGUUAUAUAAUAUGAUGAUGUAUAGAAUAUAAGAUGUAAACGUAUAUUCUAAUCUAAGAAUAAAAGUAAAUUAUAUUAAUAUUGAUAGUUUAUUGUAUCGAUUGAGCAAAAAAAUUAGAGAAGAACAAUUUAAAUAUCUAAAGUGAACGAAUUAUUGAUCAUUCAGACCUAUGAUUGGCUAUCGAAAUUUGACCUUUUCUGAUUCACACAGCUGAGCGUCACGUGAUUUGAUCCUUCUCGAUAUACUGUAAACAUAACCUAACUUUGCUUAUAAAUACUUUAGAGACGUGUCUUAUCUCGUAAUUGUAUGAGAACAAAAGUAAAUUUAAAUAGUUUUGUGGCAUUUUUAAUUUUGUAUUUUAUCCUCAGAUGUGUAGAUGAUAUUUGUCAAAUAUACUUCUGCGUUCGAAAUUUUUUUGAUACACAUUUUAUGGUAAAUCAUCAAAAUGAUUGAAUUGGAAAAAUGUUUAAAGUGGUUAAAGGCAGGAUCGUACAAAAAGGUUUGCAUACAAAUACCAGAUCAUCUACUGGCAGAUUCCGCAGGAAUUGUGCUCUAUUUACAAGAAAACUCAGAUGCAUUUUUUUAUGUAAUCGGUGACACAACAUAUGAAAAUUGUUGCAAUGAUAAACUCAGUGCGGAUCAUAUUCAAGCUGAUGCUUGCAUACAUUUUGGCCAUGCUUGUUUGAGCUGUACAAAUGACUUGCCAACAUUUUAUAUGUUUCCCAAAAAAGAGCUUAAUUUUCAAGUGUUUUGUGAAGAGUUUCAAAAGUAUUUUCAAGAUGAUGCCAAACGACUUUUAUUUUUCUAUGAUAUUUCAUAUGCAUAUAUUAUUGAACAAAUUUUUGAGCAACUCAAGUCAAAGUACAAGAACUUAGUUCUAUCCACAUUGAAUGCUACUUCAAAUGUACCUUAUAUCACAACACCGUCAACAGAUGACUUUCACAACUCUAUACUGGGAAGGAGCUACCACGUGCAACCAGAUCAUGAAAUUCAAAGUUAUGAUGCAGUAUAUCUUGGAUCAAAUGACAAAACUCUAAUGACACUAUCUAUGAGUAUACCAGUCAAUCUUUGGCAUUGGUUUGAUGGCUCCAAAUUUAAUGAAUACAGUAUCUUAAGCUCUACGUGGCUGAAGAGAAGAAACUUUUUAGUAGAAAAAAUAAAAGAUGCAGAUGUUUUUGGAAUAGUCAUAGCAUCAUUGAAUAUCAAGGAUUAUUUGAAAAUUACAGAAAUGCUCAAACAGAUCCUUAAAAAAAUGAACAAAAAAAUAUACUUAUUUAAUGUUGGGAAAAUAACUCCAACUAAAUUGGCUAAUUUUCAAGAGGUUGAUAUUUUUGUUGCUGUUACUUGUUCUGAAAGCAGCUUGAUAGAUUCUCGAGAUUAUUUCAAGCCUAUAGUAACGCCAUUUGAAGUGGAUCUAGCUUUCAAUGCAGGAAGAGCUUACUCGGCAUAUCAUGCAAUUGAUUUCAAACAAAUUUUACCUGGAGGAUCAAAGUACGAAGAGUUUCAAGUUUCUACAGAUACAGAUGUAUCACUUACGAGUGGUAAACUCAGGACUUUAGAAGACAAUUGUUUGACAAAUGAAAAUAGUGCGCUUACUCCAAAAUCUUUAGGGGUAAUGGCUAACACUCAAAUUGAUACUAAUUUCCUACAAUCAAGAUCGUGGAGUGGUCUUGAGCAAAAAUUGGGUGAAAGUAGUGUUAGUUUAGCUGUAGAUGGCCGAACUGGUAUUCCUACGAACUAUACAAAUGAACAGUUGUAAAAAGUGAGUAUUGAAAGUGUACAGUUUUAGAUUUUAAUAUAUAACGUAAAAAAACGUCAACCACAUGGGGUGUUUUUUAUUCAAGUGCAUGGAAUAAAAGAGUUAAAUUUAAAAAGGUUGAAAUGGUUCAAUGAUUAUUAAUAUAUACAUGUAUAUAAUACAAAAUUAUUAUUAAAAUAGAUGAAUAUUACAAAAUUAGAAUCUAACUCAGGUCUUAAUAAUAAGAAAUGUGUAAUUUAAGAAAAAUUAACAGGACUAUUAACUUUUUAAAGAAACGUUUUUCUCUUGCUUAUUGAUUGAAAUCAUCGUGAUCCUCGUUUUCCAGCACGCAGUUGCUUUUCAAUUUCAAAUUGUCUUGAGUCAGCUCUUUGCAAAAAGUCUUGUUUUUCUAAAUACCCAUUUUUGCCUCGGUUAAACGUAUUUAUUUCUUCUUUUAAAUUAUUCUCUUCUUUGAAUUGAUUCCAGUCAAGUUUGGAUUUUUCCAAGGUACUUAAUUUAGUCUUUUUAUUUAAACUGCCUAAAACAGAUGUUAUUCCUUUCCUCUUAAUGUCUCUAUUGAGAAUAGGUAGUUUUGGCUUGUCUUUUGGCUUAUCUUCUUUCUCAUUAGCCAAAGUCACUGUGUUUUCUGAAUUGUCUUUUACUGUUACACUUGUAAUUGGAGAUUUUGAAUCCUCAGUUUUUGUGGCAUUAAAAGUAUCACUUUGAUCUGCACUGCAACUUGUACUUGAACUUUUAGGAACAUCUGUUUUGUUUGUGGAAGGGGAAGUGUCACAAGACGGUGUUUUGGAUGAAGUAGAUGUGUUGCUGGAUUUUAAUUUACUUGGAGUAGC
Molecule: messenger RNA, 3715 nt
Organism: Nasonia vitripennis (jewel wasp)
Lineage: Eukaryota; Metazoa; Arthropoda; Insecta; Hymenoptera; Pteromalidae
Gene: Dph2
Product: 2-(3-amino-3-carboxypropyl)histidine synthase subunit 2
Exons: 5
Coding region: 1572-2885 (437 amino acids)
Biological process (GO): protein histidyl modification to diphthamide
Molecular function (GO): 2-(3-amino-3-carboxypropyl)histidine synthase activity
Source: RefSeq, a predicted model, not a curated record